This is a messenger RNA of Penicillium subrubescens, 1521 nucleotides long. RefSeq names its product alpha-L-arabinofuranosidase B. NCBI's taxonomy places the organism in Eukaryota, Fungi, Ascomycota, Eurotiomycetes, Eurotiales, Aspergillaceae. The coding region runs from base 1 to 1521 and encodes 506 amino acids. Gene Ontology annotation, molecular function: alpha-L-arabinofuranosidase activity. The transcript has a single exon. The record is from RefSeq and is a predicted model, not a curated record. Gene Ontology annotation, biological process: pectin catabolic process; L-arabinose metabolic process; arabinan metabolic process.
AUGUUUCCACGCUUGAGCUUCGACCAUGCUUGGGUCCUUGCUUUAGGCCUUGUUGCCAAAGGCACCCUUGUGUUUGCUGGGCCCUGCGAUAUCUACUCUUCUGGCGGCACGCCCUGCGUCGCUGCGCAUAGCACCACUCGUGCAUUAUACAGCUCUUUUACUGGGGCACUGUAUCAAAUCAAGCGUGGCUCUGACGGUGCUACAACUACUAUCUCGCCACUCUCCGCAGGAGGUGUCGCCAAUGCUGCCGCUCAAGACACUUUCUGUGCCAACACAACCUGCCUCAUCACCAUCAUUUAUGACCAGUCUGGCCGAGGAAAUCACCUCACACAGGCUCCUCCCGGAGGCUUCAGCGGCCCAGAUACCAAUGGGUACGACAACCUUGCUAGCGCAAUUGGCGCACCUGUGACUUUGAAUGGUCAAAAGGCCUAUGGCGUCUUUAUCUCGCCUGGCACAGGCUACAGGAACAAUGCUGUCAGCGGCACAGCAACAGGCGAUGCAGCAGAGGGCAUGUAUGCAGUUCUUGAUGGCACUCAUUACAACGAUGCUUGCUGCUUCGAUUACGGCAAUGCCGAAACCAGCAGCACCGACACCGGCAACGGCCAUAUGGAAGCCAUCUACUUUGGUGAUAACACUGUCUGGGGUACGGGUGCAGGCAGCGGCCCAUGGGUCAUGGCCGAUCUUGAGAAUGGCCUUUUCUCUGGUUUGAGCCCCGGAAACAAUGCUGCCGAUCCAUCCGUCAGCUACCGUUUCCUCAGCACGAUCGUCAAAGGAGAGUCUAAUCAAUGGGCAAUCCGCGGCGGCAAUGCAGCCUCGGGGUCCCUAUCAACGUACUACAGUGGAGCGCGCCCAAGCGCAUCUGGCUAUAACCCAAUGAGCAAAGAAGGUGCCAUUAUUCUUGGCAUCGGCGGUGACAACAGCCACGGUGCUCAGGGCACUUUCUACGAGGGCGUCAUGACCUCCGGCUACCCGUCUGAUGCGACAGAGAACUCGGUACAAGCUAACAUUGUGGCUGCCAAGUAUGCCGCCGCUUCGCUGACCAGCGGUCCGGCACUGUCUGUCGGUUCCUCGAUUUCGCUGCGCGCGACGACGUCAGGCUACACGACACGCUACAUUGCACACACCGGUUCGACUGUCAACACACAGGUUGUCACUUCGUCGAGCUCAACAACUCUGAAACAACAGGCCAGUUGGACAGUUCGCACUGGUCUUGGCAAUAGCGCCUGCUACUCGUUCGAAUCUGUGGACACCCCCGGUAGCUACAUCAGACACAACAAUUUCGGGCUGCUACUUAACGCAAACGACGGUACGAAGCAGUUCCACGAGGAUGCCACAUUCUGCCCCCAGUCUGGUCUCAGUGGCCAAGGCAACUCGAUUCGGUCGUGGAGCUAUCCCACCCGCUAUUUCCGUCACUACAACAACAUACUCUAUGUUGCCAGCAAUGGAGGUGUCGAUACUUUUGAUGCUACCGCCUCCUUCAAUGCUGAUGUGACCUGGGUCGUCAGCACCGGCUUUGCUUGA